CCACAGACCAUUCUGAUCUCACUCGCUAAACAGUUUCUUUUUGAAAUUUUUUUAUCACUGAUGGCUUUCGUCAAAACUGCGUCUCUUUUUAAUUUUCCCGAAGUCGAUUUGCCUAUUAUUGUUACUCAUAGAGGACAGCAAAUCACCGGUAGAGUUUCUUCUAAGGCAUUGUGCCUAGCGAGCCCCGUCCUUGAGAAAUUCAUCUAGUGAGUACUCUAUUGAGGGUUUAUUUAUCCUCUACCCCCUCCCCCCUUCCUUUGUAUUUCGUUCAAGAUAUCUUUACAAACGUUCAUAUUGGGGUUUUAGACUUUCACCAGUGAUGACUGUCGGACUUUCUGAAAAGAGCGUUAAAUCUGAAACUUUACAGUCCUACCUUCGGUCGGCUUUCACCAGCAAAGAAUGAACCACCAGUAACGUGUACGGGACGAGGAAAAAGCCAGACAAAGUCCGGUUUGGAGGAGACACCAGCAAUAAUCGCCGAAUCAGUCGGACAGAAUGAAUGUGUGGACUGCGACAUCAUAGGAAAUGGCGUGAAGAAUUGUAAAUUGGCCUCGACAAAGUCAAAUCAGGAAGUUGCGCCAGGAUUGAUGUUUGGGGGGCAUAUUGACUUUCAAGAAGACAACGCGGAGUCUUUACGACUAUUGUUCCAGAUCGCGCACUUUCAGUUCAACAAGGUUCCCUUGAAGCUGCAAUUUGAUACACUAAUCGGGAUAGCCCACUUAUGCGAGAUUUAUCAGUGUGUUCAAUUAGUUCUACCGUGGUUGGACAGCUGGUUAGAGGGUGGGAUAAAAGAGUGUGCGGAGGCUGGGAAGGAGGAAUACCUGUUUAUUGCAUGGUCUUUCGGUAGAGCUGAUUUGUUCACGGAAUGCGCAAACAAUCUCAUCAAUGAGGUCUAUCUGAUCGACGGGUUACCAGCGGUAAAUCGGGGAUUCGUCAGAUAUUUGGACGACAUUGAAGGAUUACCACCAAAGGCCAUCGGUGAAUUUGUUCCGUCCACAAGAAUCUUUGCUAGUUUACUCAUAUAA
Hymenoscyphus albidus is the source of this 1025-nucleotide messenger RNA. NCBI's taxonomy places the organism in Eukaryota, Fungi, Ascomycota, Leotiomycetes, Helotiales, Helotiaceae. The record is from the annotation of a GenBank genome assembly.